Messenger RNA from Triticum dicoccoides, 2191 nucleotides. RefSeq lists its product as uncharacterized. The transcript is spliced from 10 exons. Gene Ontology annotation, biological process: positive regulation of protein catabolic process; protein ubiquitination. Bases 101 to 1762 code for a protein of 553 amino acids. Lineage: Eukaryota; Viridiplantae; Streptophyta; Magnoliopsida; Poales; Poaceae. The record is from RefSeq and is a predicted model, not a curated record. Gene Ontology annotation, molecular function: protein binding.
CCCUAGCUCACUCCGUCUCUUACCAUCGCGAACUCCUGGCUGCCCUCGGGCGACUACCUUCCACAACUUCCCAGUUUGUUUCAUCACAUUCAGCAUAAUCAUGACGGAAUUGGACCACGACGAAGGAACGAUGGAAGUGAAAUCCAGGGCCAGUUUAAAGGACCCAUCUGUUAACAUUCCUGUUAAAUUUGAUUUCAAUAAGUUUCAGGAGGAUAUUUUUCAAGAAUAUGCUUUGAUCGCCCGGUCCAUGCCAAAUGAUAUAAUCACCCAAGAUCCUACUCCUAAGUCGCUACACGCGGUCUUCUAUGAGCUAUCUCCCCAAUUGUGGCCCAUCUUAGAGAAGGACAGCGUCCGGUGCUUACUCAACUUUUUGGUGAGCAAGCGGGGUAUGACAUGGAAACAUACCAUCACCUCACAAACCUUAACUUACAUGAUCAGUUAUGAUGCCCUACGAUGUGCAAAAGUUAUAUUGGAGGGCAAGGCACCAAGGCUCAAUGGACACCAUGCCAAUCCCAACUGCAUUAACCCAUAUGGAUACUUCCCGCUCCAUGAAGCUGCCGAAAGGUUUUCUGUUGACAUGAUCAAGUUACUCUUUCGUCAUGGUGCAUCAGCCAGUGUACGCACAGUCGGGGAUAACAUCAUUGAGAACCUACUCCCACUCCAUGUUGCGGUCGAAAAUACUUGCCUGCAUAAGUAUUUGGAGGAUAAUUUAUUUCCAUACCAGAACCAUUGGCAUUAUAUCUACAAGAUUAUCCAUCUGCUAUGCAUGCCUGAAAUGAAAAUCUUUUUGGAUACGGUUAGACUGCUAGCAGAAAGAACAGAUAAUCUAGUUGAUGAGAUAUGGAAUUACGUGAAGGAUGGAAAACUUGUCCAGUCUGCAGUUUUACUUCUGUCAGCUCAAGCGCAAAUCCGUGGGGGCUGUUCCUCCAAACGCAACGGCAAUAAUAAGCGUGAUGGGUUUGAUAUUAUCAUGUGCCAUAUAGUGAGACAUUUGGUUACCCUAAGAUCGGAAAACAAAAAUACAAAUACACGGAAGCUGCGUGAGGAAGAGAGAAUAUUUAUGGAGUUUACGGGCCUGCUUGUUGAUAUUGUUUCGCAAGCUGGUGAAGCCCUUUCUGCAUACAUUCAGGCACAUUCAAAGGCGCCCCACGUGGAGGUUCUGGAGCGGGUUUCUUCUAUCCUCAAGGAGUAUGGGUUUUGCCCGACUGGAGAAAUCGUUGAUGUUAAGAACCUCUGCCCUUACAACUGCGUAAUGUCUGAUGAAGAGUUAUACCACCAAGGGCUUAUGAAUUCAACCAAGGGUGGUGCAGCGGAAGAAGUACAUGCUGCGGAAAAGUAUCUGCCUAAAGGAUGGGAUAACACAUUCACAAGGAGAAAGUUCUUCCCAUAUUGGAGAUCGGUGCUACAGGCCCGGGCUUUUCUGCGGGUGUAUCCAGCCUAUGCAACAGCAGAUGCCAGUCGACCUACUGUGCCUACUCCAGUUCCAGGCCAUAAGCUUCCCUCGCUGGGAAAAGCUCCACAACUGUUAAGCAAUCGUCAAUCCAGAAGACUUUUUGGUACCGACGCAUCCGCAGCUAGGUCUGCACUUGGUUAUGAAGAACUUCGUUGCCCUCGGGGAAGCUCAAUGGACAGGACUCCAAGUCAAAAUCACAACCUUUCACUGCUGGGAAGAGUUACACAAGCAACAAAUAAUCAUGGUCAAUCUAGAAGACUCUUUGGUACUGCUGCGUCCAUCCUCCUGAAGGUGGCAAGGAAAGCGUGAGCAGUUGGCCAUGAAGGUUGUGGUUGCUGGGGGCACUCGGUGCAUUUUUCUCCUAGAUGGGAAGAUGAGGCUGCUGAUUCACGGCUGUGCGCGUGCAUUUUUCUGCAGCUUGUAAGAGCAUGGGAAGAUGAGAGUGACAGGCUGUUCGGGGAGCUUGCACGGCAACCAGAAAUAGGUUGGGCAGAGAGCUCGGUCAGGCGUCUCUUUAACGCGCGAGCUGAGGCUGGGCAUCGUUUGUAAAAUAUGAUGGUAUCAGAUGCCUCUCAUUUGCUGUUAUCAGGCCGGUGGAGGGUCACUGGUCUUCAUUAGGCUAGUCAUAGUGGGAGUAAUUUAGGUAGUAACAUAGUGCACUUUAAGAAAAUUUUGCUUAUGUGGCAUAUAGUUAAUAAAGAGAGAGAUGUUUAGAGUAACAUACUCCCUUCAUUCUUU